Pectinophora gossypiella (pink bollworm) is the source of this 8610-nucleotide messenger RNA. Its product is annotated as peroxisomal acyl-coenzyme A oxidase 3. Gene Ontology annotation, cellular component: peroxisome. The coding region runs from base 152 to 2212 and encodes 686 amino acids. Gene Ontology annotation, molecular function: FAD binding; pristanoyl-CoA oxidase activity; fatty acid binding. The record is from RefSeq and is a predicted model, not a curated record. Lineage: Eukaryota; Metazoa; Arthropoda; Insecta; Lepidoptera; Gelechiidae. Gene Ontology annotation, biological process: fatty acid beta-oxidation using acyl-CoA oxidase; lipid homeostasis. The transcript is spliced from 13 exons.
GUGAAGCAGUGACGUUGCCGUAGCCGCCUUAUCAGUCGAUUUCCCGGUAUUAGAUCACCCCACAAUUCAUCAUUCGCGGCUGAACCGGCAUAAAAACCACCGGCCUUUAUAUCUCUCGCUGUCGCUUACAUUGUCCCAUUCAUAUUCAAGCAUGGAGGAUUUAAGUUUCGUCCCGAAUCUCCCGAGCGGGCCUCUGGAUGUGUAUAGAAAUAGCGCCUCAUUUGAUUGGAAGCGAUUGAAAUUGGCCCUAGAGGGCGAUAUUGAUUUGCUGAAGCUAAAGUACAAAAUAUGGAGGACACUAGAGAAGGACCCUCUGUUCGCUCACAACACGGUCACGCCCUCCGUAGAGGAACAGAAGCGGAUCACCCAGCUGCAGCUGAAGAGGAUAAACGAAUACAAAUUCCUCACCGAUGAUAUGUUUAAAGCUGGUUAUAGUAAAAGGACACGGGCCCUGAUGACAAUAAAUGAGGCGGUGCAGUCACUCAACCCCAGCGUGUCGGUGAAGAUGGCAAUCGGCAUAUAUCUGUUCUCCAACGCGCUGCUCUCACUGGGAACCGAGAGACAUCGCAAGUUCUACGAGGCCACCAUCUCUAAGAGAGAGAUACUAGCAAGUUUCGCGCUAACAGAGAUCGCGCACGGGUCGGACGCGCGACUCAUGCGCACCACAGCGACGUACGACCCCACUCACCGACAGUUCGUUAUACACACGCCCGACUUCGAAGCCGCCAAAUGCUGGGUUGGUAAUCUAGGCAGAACAUGCACACACUCCUUAGUCUUCGCACAGCUGAUCACUCCAGAUGGCACGAACCACGGUCUACAUGGCUUCGUCGUGCCCAUCAGAGACCCUGACACCUUGGAGACAUACCCUGGGCUUAUUGUUGGAGAUAUGGGCGAGAAAAUCGGGGUCGGGGGUAUUGACAAUGGGUUCAUAAUGUUCAACCAGUACCGGAUACCACGGGAGAACCUGCUCAACAGAACAGCUGACGUCACAGAGGAGGGGGUGUACGAGAGUUCCUUCUCUGAGCCCGGACGGAUACUGGGCGCGGCGCUAGAGAACCUCUCCGCAGGUCGUAUCGGUAUAAUGCAAGAGAGCUGCCAUUCAAUUGCAAGCGUUGUGGCCAUAGCAAUACGGUACUCUGCUACCAGAAAGCAAUUCGGGAACAGAAAUGACGAGAUACCUUUACUCGAAUACCCGUUGCAUCAAUGGCGGCUAUUCGGCCACGUGGCAGCGGCGGUAGUGUUCCGGAUAUACAUAGAGAGUUUUACCCGGGUCUACCUAAAUAUUAUAGAGAAGUCCAACGCUGGGAUGAAAGUCGAUAACUUGAGCGCAGCGGUUUCAGAGAUCCACGCGAUGGUGUCGUGCAGCAAGCCCACCAUCACGUGGGAGACGCUGCACGCGGCGCAGGAGUGCCGCGAGUGCUGCGGCGGACACGGAUACUUGAAGUGCGCAAACCUUGGCGAGAUCCGCAACAACCACGAACCAACAGUGACAUACGAGGGUGACAACAAUGUGCUCCAACAACAAGCCGGCAACUGGUUGCUAAGACAGUGGGAGUUAGCAUUAAACGGCAACCCAGUGGACUCGCCGCUGGGAACCGUGGAGUUCCUGAACGACUACAGCAAGAUAUUGGCAACGAAGUUCCAUUGUACAGAGACUAGCCAGUUGACGCCCGAAUUUAUCACCGCCACCUACAAAUGGCUAAUAUGCUGGUUGUUGAGACACACACACGAGACAUACGAAACAGAACUUAAUAGAGGCCUAUCAAAGUUCCAAGCUAAGACGAAAUGUCAAGUAUACCGCUCUAGAACCCUAACCAGGGCAUAUGCUGAAUAUUUAGCACUGAUAUUUAGCUUAAAAUCAAUAGAGAAAAAAGAAAAGAGCCUCCAACCAGUUUUAUACAAAAUGUUCGCGUUAUUUGGUCUAUGGUCGUUAGAUAAGCAUUUAGUGGAGUUGUACCAGGGGGGUUAUUGUGGGGGGGAGGCGUGUGCCAGGCUGGUCAGAGAGGGGGUGCUGGAACUUUGUGGUCAACUGAGGGGGGAGGUGGUCAGCGUGGUCGAUGCGCUUGCGCCGACAGAUUUUGUGCUCAACUCCGUGCUUGGAAAGAGUGAUGGGAAGCUGUACCAAAACAUUCAGAAAGCGUUCUUCAGUCAACCAGGGGUAUUCGAACGGGCUGCGUGGUGGAGGGACGUAGUACCGGCGUCCAAGCUGUGAGCGAAACCGGGUGGCACAAGUUUGUUUUUAUAAUGUUACGCUGAAACUAUCAAUAAGAAUGUUUAAAUGUCCCAUCCAAAGCCGGUCGCAUUUUCGACGCGUUUCCAUACGAAUUUCAUCACAUAAUGGUCCCGAUUGCUGUCACUUUCUUAUCCGCCGCAAACGAAAGGGACAGAUGAUUGACAAAUGUUAAUUUUAAAAUGAAUGAAAACCCGGGCGAAUCAAAUAGGCAUCUCGCUUAUUUGCAACCCGUUUGACGUGUGCAACUUAAUUCUGUCGGGUUAUUGGCAUUUUUCAGCGGACAAUGACAGGUAUAACUUGAAAUAAAAUUAGCUGGUGUGUUCAGGUAUCGGCACCAGUGUAUCUCCGAAGGGCUUGACAGACUAUAGUAUAUAUUCACUCUUCGCCAGCUCUUCGUCUUUAAGUCCCAUGUAAUAGCGGGCGAAUCUAUUGCCAUUGGAAACUACGUGAUAAUUAUGUAUGAUUCAUACAUGUAUUCAAACUCAUAAAGCCGAAUUCAGUGAUUUAGCCGGAGCACAGAUUCGAACCUGUAAGGCGUCCGAACUGGGCUACCACGGAUCUUGUGUGUUCCUCCUGGCACAAGAGGAAUUCGUAUGCGUCCUAAAUGCGGCUGGCUUAAAGCUCGCUACACACAGCCUCACACGGGCGACAUAGGGAGCGAUCCGGACCGGGACUUUUUGUUUUAUUUUUUAUCACCGCCGCCUUGUAGUGAAAACCACGUUAGCACCUUUUUGUGAAGUCAUAUUCUUAUAUGUAGUUCUACAACAAAACCGACCUCAUUCUUCCUUUUUGAUGCGAAUAGUAAAAGACUGGAACUGUCUGCCGUCGUCUGUUUUCCCAGAGAGAGCUAGAGAGUACAGGCAUUUGCCAAGUGAUCCACCCUGAACCACAUCGUUGCUUAUAAUCUAUUAAAAAAAAAACAUUCCGGGGAAAAUUUGAAACCACAAAGUUUUACUUGGAUUGAAACAAGCGUGUCUAUUGCGAAGUUUUGGUAAAGGUUUUGUGUAGCCCUUACGCGGUUUUCACUUUAAGGCGACGUUAUGUAUUGUGCCGACUUUGUAUGCAGGCUCGGCUUCAUACAAAAUCGCAGUACCCACUCUGUAACAUUUACCGCCUAAUUGCUAUUUAUAUUAGAAUUGGAAUUAGACUCCGUUAGUAUAGCUUGACUAAUUCGGCAGCUUUUCUCGUGUGGGUUGUGAGGUUGAUGCCCGACCUCAUCAACUUUGGUGUCAGGGUUACUAUUGAGAGCCGCUUAAGGGCCAUGACAUGGCCCAUGUACCGACCAUGGUAUAAGAAAACCAGGUAUGCUCAAUCUUAUGACAAGCCGCCAUUGCUAGCCCUUGAUGACGUAAGUGUUACCAUUAAAUUAGUACCUAUCUCCAUAUCUUUUACUAAAAGUACAAAAAUUCCUUACAAAGUAAAUUAAAAACAUUGGACGUGGGUAAUUUAUGUUUUGGGAAAUGGCAACGUAUAGUAGCACGGAUCAUCUUACUUUCAGAGAAUCGGGUGCUCACCGUGCAAUAUCCUAACUAGGGAUUACAAAGUGAUUGUGUUGAUAUGUCCCCGCCCGGACUCAAACUUUGGAAUUUGACAACUGUCAGAAUAAGGCAUUUUAAUGAUAUGUCUCUUUCGCACUAAACAGUGCACAUUUUUUUUUUCUGUUGUAAAAUUAAUCAAGCUAUUUUAACGGAAUACAAAAAAUAAUAAUUUCCAUAAGACUUUCACACGACUACAUUUCAUAAAACUACUAAAUUCAAUUAUUAUUUAGGAUGGCAACUCUUAUUGCAAUCGUCCAAUAACAACGUGUCUAUGAAAUCGGUGUUGCCAUAUUGACUUAUAAAGUAGUAGUUUUAUCAAAUAGUUGGACAUAAAUAAUAAUAGUGUGGAUAAUUAAUAAGUAAAAUAAUAGAAUUUAUCUUUAUUUUAGACGUUCAGAGCAGAGUUUAAAAUCGAAUUGAAAAUAUGAGAAAAUAUCAGGGAAUUUUUAAUAUCGGAUUUAUUUAUCACUUUGUUUUCAUUAGUACGAUUUAAAUGUUGCAAGACUUGAAGGUUUAAAUACAGAAGUACCUUGGCAAAGUAGUGUUACCACACGUCACAACAUAUCGGGACUGUCCGACUUUUUUAAUUUAACCGGAUUUUUUUUGUGGAAAUUAAUGAGGACGGGACUAUUAGGCAGUUUAUUACCAAACGCUGAAACAGACCUUUAUGGUUUUGAUCUAAAAUAUGAACGACCUAAAAAGCAUUUAUUUACUAAUUUCAUGUACAAAGGUUCUGUGUUCGCUUUGUUUGCAUUAAGGUUACCUUUACAAAGUAUUAUGUGGCAAUGAUGAUUACUAGUAGUUAUGUUAACAACAAUAUUAUUUUCUAUAUCGCGAACGACAGCGCUCCUAGCGAACCUACAUAUCGCUGGAAGAAAAGCGACAGCUAGCUCUAAUACGGAUUUUUAGUUGGCUACUUGACAGUUCCGUCCUGCAAGCAAGUCACAAGGACUGUAACCUGGAACCUGACAGAGGGCAGCAGUAACUGUCAGUACUAUUCAGAGGCAGAGGACAGGAGUCCUCGUAUGGCUUUGUAAUAGACUAUUCUGGGCGCCAUCUCACUUGCGUCAGACAGAGUACUGCGGGGCGGAAGGCGAGAGGGAAACCACCAUCAUCAUCAGCCCAUUAACGUCCCCACUGCUGGGGCACGGGCCUUCCGUAUGGAUGGAUAGGGAGAUCGGGCCUUAAACCAUCACGCUGGCCCAGUGCGGAUUGAUGGUUUUUAACGACUGCUAAUGCAGCCGGGACCAACGGCUUAACGUGCCUUCCGAAGCACGGAGGAGCUCGAGAUGAAAACUUUUUUUUUGUGGUCACCCAUCCUAUGACCGGCCUUAGCGGAAGUUGCUUAACCUCAACAAUCGCAGACCGAGCGCAUUUACCGCUGCGCCACCGAGCUCCUCUGAGAGGGAAACCACUGCCCUAUAUUUCCCUAAAAAAAGUAACACGGAAAAUGCUGCACCGACAAGAGCGUGGCUCUUAAAUUGAUGAUGAUGACUUUACAGUUGUAACAAUAAAAUAUGAAAUAUAUAAUAUGGUAGUUUAUCAUUCAAUGACAAAAUAAGAAUGCGAUGUUUUAUCUGUGUAUUAUAUAAGACUCAAAACGGGCGGCCAUGAUUGAGCUUCGUGUGACGUCACAUUUCACAAAAUAAACAGAAGCUAUGUGUCAGGUUUCAAGUUAUACUGCUUGACAGUUUCUUUGCUUAUUGAAAUGUGACGUCCCUGGGCAAAUUGUCAUGUGACCAAUUGUUUUCGCGCGAAAUUUGAAAUUAAUUAUGAAAAUACGUUUUUUCUAUUAAAUGGGUGAAUAUCAAAAUUUCAAGUUUGGUGGCGAAAUUUCAUAUUAUUUUUUCGUGAAAAAUUGGAUUCCGACAUGAAAUCCAAAAGGAUCCUCGGUUCGGUUUUUAAUGUCCAAUUUUUCACGAAAAAAUUAUAAGACAGUUCGCCACCAAACUUAGCACAUUUUGAUAUUUACCUAAAUAAAGCUUUUCGAGAAAAUUCAAUAUUUAAGAGGUAUAAAAUAAGCGUCUGUAAUUUUUAAAAUACCUACUUAUACGAAAUCUGUCAAGUAGCCAAUUCGUUCCGGGUUACGUGUCGCAGUGUAGAGAUUGACAGUUCUGUAGUAUAGUUUGUCUAUGGAAAAAGUGCAUUUAUUGACAGUGUUUUUGCUGUCCACGUAGAUCUAUUAGAUCUUCAUUUUAUGUCGUUUUUUACCUUUAAUGAAGAUGAAGCAGGGAGCUAUUAAACCAAAAAGCGCUUUUUCAUGCUGACUGCGUUUUUUUGAUUCCAUUCCGCGAGUAAUAAAAACGACGCCUAUCUUUUUAAUUAAGAUCGGUAUUACAUCUUGCAAUCAUUCGCCAGUUAUGACUUAGGAUUCAUACAAAAAUCGACCUUAUUUAUUAUUACAGUACUGUGAUCGUUAUUUGUAGGGCCAUGUUCUGUUUCUGACGACAAACCAUGUUUUUAUCGACAUACAGAAUAUUUCCAUUCAAAUUAAGACCGCUCAGUAUAAUAAGGUCGAUUUUCCCGAACUUCGCCGGGUCUAAUUUUGUCUAUGGUUUGUUAUCAGUAUUACCACAGUAUUUCCGCAAUAUUCUCUCAAACGGCAUUAUGAUCCUACAUAUUGCGGUAAUAAUAAGGUCGAUUUUACUGAACUUCGUCGCCUCAAUCUUAAGCCACAGUCUAUAUAUGAAAGUCAUAUUUUAUCACUCUAUGUUAACAAUAUUAUAACUUAAUAAUUAUUUUUGAUAGUCCAAUGUUGAUUUUUAAUAUUUUUAAGGUAUUCUUCAAAUUUUGAUCAUGUAUUUUUGGAUCGUAUUUUGUUUUAAAAGGUAUGUUACGAUCGUUUUUUUCCUAAUGGCAGUACAAGUGAAAUGUACCUAUUUUAUUUUUUAAUAUUUUAUCGAGUUUUACGCAUAAUUAUCUGCACAAAUUGUGUAAUCUGUUUUGUUAAUUUAUUUUGUAACGUGUCGGUUUUCCCCAUUUUAUUUUAUAUUAAUUUAAGCAUUAUUAAACAGUAUUGCAUUAUAUGUUAAAAUUGUAUGUUUUAAUGUAAAAUAAGUGUCUAAUAACUAUUAUUUUUUAUGUUUUUUGGAGUUUAACUAUCAUGGUUUUUAUAAUUUUGUAUGUAUUAAGCGAGAUUAAUGAAUAAAUUAAAUCUUCUUUAAAGAAAUCGACAAAACCAUGAGCUUUUAAAAACGUAAGGAAUAAAGUUGAGUUGUUUUUUUUUAUUUGAAUUUCUCUAUCUUAAUAAAAUCUUUGAGAUUUUUAUACAUGUUCUAUGUAUAUUUCAGAGUUGAGAUUAUGGAGAUUAAUCUUUUAAAGACAUAUGUCUAUAACAUAAUAAAUUAUCAGAAAAUUAAGUUUGAAUUUGUAAAUAAUAUUAAAUCGAAUUAUUAUGAAUAUCUGAAAUUAUUAUCUAUUCUUAUGGGUCGUUUACAUUGGUCCGUAAAUAUUACAUUUAAAAUGUUAUGUUAUUCCAGCUUAUAGAGAAAAAAGUGAGUUUUUUUUAGAAACUACUAUAAAUACAAAAUCUUUCAUCUUAAUUUGAAAUACAGUUCCAAGUAGUAAGCAAUUGAAAUUCUAAAGAAUAUAAUAUAUGUAAUAAUAUACUAAUUCACCUCAGCUUGAAUCCUCUGGAGUGAUAAAUCGGAAUAAUCGUAUUUGUGACUGUCUUUUUAAUAUUUACAUUUUAAAAUAGGAAUAAUAUUUUCAAAUAAAGUUAUCUACUGCAAAUUGGACGACCAAUAGCCCCGAUACCUGCAGACACCUCCUAAUUUUAUUUUAAGUUAUACCCGUCAUUUUCUUAUCCGCCGAAAACGAAAGGCACGGAUGACUGACAACUGUUAAUUUUAAAAUGAAUGAAUAACCCGGGUGAAUAAAGUAGGCAUCCUGCUCAUUUUCAACCUGUUUGACGUGUGCUGUCAACUUAAUUCUGUCGGGUUAUUGGCUAAUAUGACAUUUUGAGAGUUUUUUAAAUUUCUGUUUAAAAUUGACGUGUGUUCCAUAAAUGCUUGUCCCGUCCCUUUCUAUUUCAGUGGAAAAGAAAAUGACAGGUAUAACUUGAAAUAAAAUUAAGUGGCGUGUGCUGGGAUCAGCACCAAUGUAAACGUCUCUAAUUAAACGUGGAAUCUUUUUUAAAUGUAAUGUAAUAAUAUAUUUCUCCUUAGAAGUGCCUUCCUUUUUGUAAUAAAUGAGAUUCUUGAUGUACUGUUACCUCAGCGGAAUUAUAGACGGGAAUUGUCAAGCGCAUGCGUUCCUCUCAGCUGAAGUACAUGAACGAUUGGUUCGUGUUUUUUUUUGUGUGACGGCUUUGGGUGAGUAGAUGUGUGCUGUCAUGAGCAACAUCAUGUACCAACUUUAGAACCCUGUCGCACUAUCAUAUUUGACAUUUAAUGAGCAUUACGGUUUAAUUUACGGUUCCCAGACCUACGGGAUAUAUCGUAGAACCCUUGCCCAGGGAUAAGGGUGAAGACCUCAACGGUUGCAGAGGCUACUCUGGGCGCCAUCCCACUUGUACAGAGUACUGCGGGGCGGAAGGCAAGAGGGAAACCACUGCCGUAUUUUUCCCUAAAAAAGUAGCAAUCAUGCUACACCGACAAGAGCGUAGCUCUUAAAUUAGUGACGUGUGACGGUUUAAUUUGUCAAAAAGGUUAAUGUGACAUGGUUUCAAAGUGUAUACAUAUUAGUACUCGUGAAACCACACCUCCCCCAAAAAGUGGUAGAAAAAUGCAGCCCGAAGGCAACUGCCGUCUAUAAUUUAUCUAAGUCUGUUACUGUAGGAGUAAGCUAAUGUUUAUAAUGUGGGAGCGCCGACUUCUGUGAAUAAAUGGAAUAGAAACA